AUGACAUUCCAUUCCCUUCACUACAACAAUGAGGCUGAAAUCGAUCAGGCCGCUUUACUCUGUCAACGUACCUUCAAGAGCGGCCAUACCCGCCCUCUCCCAUUUCGUCGCCACCAACUUGAGCAGCUCUGGAGGCUGAUAGACGAGAACGAAGAUCAGCUCUGCAACGCCGUUCACAAGGACUUGCACAAGCAUAAGAAUGAGGUCGUUCUCGGCGAGCUCUGCAUGUCCAAGGAGGAGAUCAACACCGCACUAGUCCAUCUCGAGGACUGGACUAAGGACGAAAAAACUAUACCUGCCCUUGUGAACCGUAUAGGGACGACCUGCAUUAAGAGAAAGGAGCCCAAAGGCGCAGCGCUAAUUAUCGCGCCAUGGAACUACCCUGUCUACUUGGCCAUUGCACCCCUGGCCGGAGCCAUUGCCGCAGGAUGUACAGCCGUCCUGAAGCCCUCAGAAGUGGCUCCACACACUGCACAGCUACUCUCUGAACUGCUAUCACGGUAUCUCGACUAUUCCGCCUUUAUUGUCAUCAACGGAGCCGCCCAGGAGACGACACGUUUGCUGAAACACAAGUGGGAUCAUAUCUUUUACACCGGCAACAGUGAUGUGGCCAAGAUCAUCAUGAAGGCGGCUUCUAAUAACCUCACAAGCCUGACCUUGGAGCUGGGUGGCAAGUCUCCAGCGAUUAUCGACGAGGACGCUAACUUGGCGCUGGCAGCAAAGCGUAUCAUGUUUGGAAAGACCUUUAAUGCCGGCCAGACCUGCGUAGCCCCUGAUUAUAUCCUAGUCACCGAGAAGGCAGAAGCGAAACUUAUUGCCGCACUAAAGACCGCCGCUCUGGAACUCUACGGCGACAACCCUCAGAAUUCUAGUUCUUAUGGCCGAAUCGUCAAUAACCGACACUUUCACCGCCUUCACAACCUCCUCAAGUUUAACAAGUCGGGCAAGAUUGUUUUUGGAGGCCAAGUGGACGAAUUGGAUCUCUAUAUCGCGCCGACCGUGAUCACAAACGUCGACCGAGACGAUAAGUUGAUGGAGAACGAGAUCUUUGGUCCACUGCUGCCGAUAAUCCGUGUCGCGGACGUGGAUGACGCUAUCGAAUUCAUCAAUUCCAAGCACGAACCGCUCGCCCUGUACGUGUUCUCCAACAACAAGAAACUGGUCAAGAAAGUUCUGGACUCAACGCGUUCUGGAGGCGCGCUUGUGAACGACACGCUGAUGCAUGUAUCAGAGUCGUCGCUGCCGUUUGGAGGAAUUGGCAAUUCAGGCAUGGGUUCGUACCAUGGCAAGAGUUCGUUCGAUGCCUUCACACAUGUGCGGUCCGUGAUGAUUAAGACACUCACUCCAGUAUCGGAAAUGGUCAUGAAUAUGCGCUAUGCGCCCUACACCAGUAGCAAGCUGGCAAUAGGCAAACUGGCCAUUGAGCACGUGCCGUACUUCAAGAGGGGCUUUCUCUUCAGGAAUAUGAAGUGGAUUGCCUUGAUGCUGGUCUUUGGGCUGGGUUAUAAGCGCGCGCUGGCAUAG
Messenger RNA from Gamsiella multidivaricata, 1524 nucleotides. RefSeq names its product aldehyde dehydrogenase 3 family, member B1. Gene Ontology annotation, cellular component: cytoplasm. The coding region runs from base 1 to 1524 and encodes 507 amino acids. The record is from RefSeq and is a predicted model, not a curated record. Gene Ontology annotation, biological process: aldehyde metabolic process. Gene Ontology annotation, molecular function: aldehyde dehydrogenase (NAD+) activity. NCBI's taxonomy places the organism in Eukaryota, Fungi, Mortierellomycota, Mortierellomycetes, Mortierellales, Mortierellaceae. The transcript has 4 exons.